This is a messenger RNA of Colletotrichum aenigma, 774 nucleotides long. Its product is annotated as Laccase. The transcript has 3 exons. Gene Ontology annotation, molecular function: oxidoreductase activity; copper ion binding. Lineage: Eukaryota; Fungi; Ascomycota; Sordariomycetes; Glomerellales; Glomerellaceae. The record is from RefSeq and is a predicted model, not a curated record. Bases 1 to 774 code for a protein of 257 amino acids.
AUGAAGACGGGCAUUCUCCGCUACGACAGGACCAGUACAGCUGACCCCUCCACCAAUGCAUGGGAUGUCGAUACCUCCGAAUCUGAUAAGGCCAUCAAUGAUCAACUGAAGCCCGCUUGGCAGUGGCAGGUCCAGCGCCCGGCGAAUGGUAAGGUAGGGGAGGUGUUCAACGUUGUUACCGAGGGUUCCGAUAACAAAUACGCCUUGUCGUUCUUUGCUUUCCAAGGGGAAGGCAACAACGAGGUGACGCCAUUCCAAACGACCUACGGCAACCCUACGUUCUUGAAUCUAGACAAUGUCUAUCUGGUCAUUGACCAUCCAAAGUUUGGGCCACACCCAAUCCAUCUUCACGGCCAUGACUUCGCCAUUGUACAACAAGACGACAACAAUUACUUUGACCCUGACAAUUUCCACCCUAAGCUCACCAACGUCAACUUCCCCCGCCGCGAUGUGGUACUGGUCUCGGCAGAGGGGCACGUUGUCAUUGCCUUCAAGGCUGAUAACCCCGGUGUGUGGUUGAUGCACUGUCAUAUUGCGGCACAUGCGUCUAGCGGUCUCUCAUUGCAGAUCUUGGAGCGUCAAAAGGCAGCAAACGGUAUUUGGCCUCCGGGAAACUCAGCUGCCCUUGAUGCAGCUCAUACGUUGUGUGCCAGUUGGAACAGUUGGGCAUAUGAUUGCAAGAACUUGUGGCUUGGAAACACGAAUCCCACAGGCAAGCCGGUCUAUCCUUCCUGUGACGACUCCACCAACAUUCAGAACGAUUCCGGGGUGUAA